Larimichthys crocea (large yellow croaker) is the source of this 1737-nucleotide messenger RNA. RefSeq names its product intelectin-like. The transcript is spliced from 6 exons. Lineage: Eukaryota; Metazoa; Chordata; Actinopteri; Sciaenidae. Gene Ontology annotation, molecular function: oligosaccharide binding. Bases 1 to 687 code for a protein of 228 amino acids. The record is from RefSeq and is a predicted model, not a curated record.
AUGGCUAUUUCUGGACGCUCCCCCACCAGCGUUUCCAGCCGCUCCAGCGGUGGUCAUGCCUUUUUGCCCUGCUGGCUCGACCCGUCGAUCCCCCCACUGCACCCUCCUAAUGGGGUUCUCGGGACGCUCGCCACCAGCGUCCAAGCCGCCCCAGCGACUCCAGGUUACUAUGAUAUAGUAGCAGAAGACAUGUCUGUGUGGCACGUUCCCAACAACUUCCCACUGGAGCACUGGAACCUGGCAGCCAUCCUCCGCUACCACACUAGCAACCGCUUCCUCCGCCUGUAUGGAGGAAACCUCUUUGAGCUCUUCAAGCGAUAUCCAGUGAGAUACAAUGUUGGCUCGUGCAGCAACAGAGGUCCAGCUGUUCCCAUUGUGUAUGACCAUGGAGACAAAGAGUCCACCAAGAUGUUAUAUGGACCCAAUCCAAGAACGGAGUUUGAACCAGGUUUCAUCACAUUCAGACCAAUAAACAACGAACGUGCAGCCAUGGCUAUCUGCUCCGGGGUCAAACCGACUGGAUGCCACACUGAACACUACUGUAUAGGAGGAGGUGGAUAUUUCCGUGAACACAAUGAACAGUGUGGGGACUUCCCGGCAUUUGACUGGGACAGACUGGGAAUUUCGCAAGGCUGGAGCGCUUCCAAAGAGAUGAGGGAGGCUGCUGUGUUACUGUUCUACCGCUGAGAGGAUUAUUUUCACAUGUACAUUGUAAAGUCAGUGAAUCACAUAAAAUACAUUUUAAACAAAUUCAAAUGAUUGUAAACUUAAAGUAAAAUAGAAUUUGUUAGUUCAGUGCAUGAAUGCAGUGUAUGAAUGAGGUUCGAGUUUUGUCAUAAAUAAUAUUGCAUUAAACAGUGAUUUGUCAUUAAGCUGCACUCCAGAAGGUGGCGUCACUGAACUGUAUAUUCAAAUAAAACAUCAAGUCUGUCUGUACUGGGUUGUGUUUGUCUCCUGUGUUUUAACCUUUUAGUAAUGAUGCAUGCACACUUUUGGUUAACGGACCUUACUUAACAUCUGCAAAGGCACUGGCACCCAGCCAGCAUCUCACAGGUAACAGCACAUGUGAACAUGGUAGUGUUGCCUGGUUUACUUAAAGGUUCCCAUCAGAUCAUUCAACAGAUUAUGGCGUGCCCCCACAGGGUGGGACGGGAGGCAAUUACUGAUGAUACAACUGCUAGGCCCUCGACAGGAGGAGUUUAUUUUUUUUUAAUUUUUUGAAAGUUAUUUAUCUUCACUCUGGCUUCUCAACCUGUCUGCUGUUUCUGUUCUAAGAUACUUCAUAUUAUACAGAGACCAGACAAAAAAGGUGAUUGCUUGAAGAAAAGUAAGCGAGGAAGUCUCUCGAUUCCAGCUUCACUAUGAACUAAGUAGGCCUCAUUGAUCCAAAUUCUGUUCAAAGGUUGUUUUCUUGCAGAUCUGUUUAUUGCAGUCAAAACAUUGCAAAAUCUGUUUUUUGGGGUAAUACUUGCACUGUAAGCGAUCAUGAAGAGGAUCAUUGCAUUGAGGGUGGAAGGAGGUGAAAUGUUGCCCUCUACAAAUUACAAAUUGCUCCUUUAACUCCAUCCAUUAUCUGUAACCGCUUAUCCUCAUCGGGGUCACAGUGACGGUGGGCCUGGAGCCUAUCGCAGCUGACUUCAGGGCGAGAGGCGAGGUACACCCUGGAAAAGACGGCAGCUUAUCACAGGGCACAUAGAGACAAACAACCAUUCACACUCACAGACACACCUACGGCCA